AUGGAAGGAAGGUUGGUUUUGAUGUGGGUUUUGAUCCUCUGCAUCACCACCGUAUCGGUGCACUGCAAAUACCACUCCGAUAGCGUGUCAUAUGUGCCAAAGGAGAAGAAGACCCACCUCUUGUUCUUCCUUCAUGACACCAUCAGUGGCAAGAAAGCAAGUGCUGUCAAGGUGGCCCAUGCUAACCUCACCGGAGAUGACACCAACCCGACCCCAUUCGGCAGCGUGUUCGUCUUCGACGACCCUCUCACGGAGGGCCCCGAGCCGACGUCCAAGGUGAUCGGCAAUGCCCGUGGCAUCUAUGUCUCCUCCAGUCAAGAUGCCACACUGACAUUGGUGGUGUACGCUGAUUUUGGUUUUACCACGGGUAAGUUUAACGGAAGCUCGAUCAGUGUGUUCUCAAGACUUCCGCUGACUCCGGCACAGCCGACCGAAGAGGUGGCGGUGGUCGGAGGGAGAGGGAGGUUCAGGAUGGCUAGAGGGUUUGCUAAGCACAAAACUCAUGACUUCAAUGCUAUUACUGGUGAUGCUGUUUCGGAGUAUGAGGUGACUGUAGUUCAUUAUUGA
Molecule: messenger RNA, 567 nt
Organism: Cornus florida
Lineage: Eukaryota; Viridiplantae; Streptophyta; Magnoliopsida; Cornales; Cornaceae
Product: dirigent protein 15-like
Exons: 1
Coding region: 1-567 (188 amino acids)
Source: RefSeq, a predicted model, not a curated record